AUGCAGAAAGUUCGAGAGAAGAAGGAGUGGUAUGAAAGCAACGUUGAGAGACUAGUCACGCGCUGUGGCGUGCCCGCAUUAAUUAUCACUGUCUUGGAAGGCGUCACCCUGGCCCCUGCGGUCGUAGCCAUUGGCGUGCUUGCCUUUGCGCACUCCGUGACUCUGAAGGCAGAUCUUUUGAACAUGGAGCAGGCUCAAGCAAAAUGGGAACAAGAGAUUCACGAACUCGAAGAGCCUAGAGCCCACCUUGAAGCAGCAUUGGCACAGUUAAGUGAAGACUCAAAGUUGAUUGAUGGGGUCGCACAUAUCGUGGAAAGGUCUAUUAACAGGGUGACAGAUCUUCAACGACUUGAUAGAACAUUCAUGCGUUUUCUGCUUGACAUGAACAAAAUUAUCAGCAACACUGUAAAGCGGAGCAAGCGGGUCUACAGUGGCUUUAAGAGGUGGGAUAGCUUCGUUGAUCCGGGGAUUUAA
Molecule: messenger RNA, 474 nt
Organism: Penicillium crustosum
Lineage: Eukaryota; Fungi; Ascomycota; Eurotiomycetes; Eurotiales; Aspergillaceae
Exons: 3
Coding region: 1-474 (157 amino acids)
Source: RefSeq, a predicted model, not a curated record